UCUUCUUCCACUUCUUUCAGAUCUGUUUCAGAGGCCGACACACACUUGCUUCUCAGCUCCUAGAGUCCUAAAGAGGGGCGAUGAGGUUCACGUUCCGCUCGGACGACCGCAUGGUCAUCACCAUUCCGCUGGGCAGCCUGCGUGAGGUGCGGGAGGGUCAGCUGAUGCCCGAGCGCUUCACCUGCGUCUUCAAGGACGUCUACAAGGUGUUCCUCAGGGGGCACCCCAAAGCACUGGGGAUGUCUCAGCUGGUGGCGGGUGUGUUUGUUCUGAGUCUGGGUGUGCUGCUACACCUUGAGGUGGGAGACGUCUACUCACACACACCACCCAACCACCUGCUCUACACGCUGCCCUGCAUACUGUUCAUUAUCUCUGGAAUGUUAUCAUAUGCAGCAGGACACACACCGCAUAUGGGCAUAAUGAAGCUGUCCUUUGCCUUCAACAUUGUUUGUGUCUUCUGGUCGAUGGCGGCUAUGACUCUGUGUGGAUUAGCGCCUCAAGUUAACACACAGGUCAGUGCUGACCCAGCACCCAGCACCCAACACAACACGCAGGACCCUACAGGACAUGCAGUCGGUCUGAAGGCCGUAGUGGGGACACUUCUGGCUGGAGAGAUGCUGGUUGCCAUAGUGAUGGUGUACUGGGAGAGUAAAGCAGUGUGUAGAGACUACUUCAACAUUCUGCCCACCAUCACCCUGAAGCAGGAGCCCUGAACCUGGACACACACACACACACACACACACACACACACACAUCAUCACCCUGAAGCAGGAGCCCUGAACCUGGACACUGGAUGAUCUCUCUCUCUCACACACACACACACACACUCAGACGCACACACACACACACACACACACACACACACACACACACACACACACACACACACACACACACACACACACACACACACACACACACACACGUACGCACGCACGUACGCACUCUCUCUCUCACUCUCACUCACUCACACAACACACACACAAACAACCACACAAACGUGUGUGUAUAAUAGGUCAGUCUGUAAAUACAUAUCAAUUUCUCUAAAAUGUGUCACUUUAAAAAAUGUUAAAUAGUAAAUAGCUUCAUAUUUGUAAUUAUGUAACAGCAAAUAUAUUACUUUGAUAUCAUUUGGUAUGUUUACUUGAUGUUUUCUUGUUGAUGGUAAUUGUCGUUUCAUCACAAUGGCUAAUUUGAACAAUAAAAGAGUU
This is a messenger RNA of Sardina pilchardus (European sardine), 1211 nucleotides long. RefSeq lists its product as uncharacterized. Bases 81 to 713 code for a protein of 210 amino acids. Lineage: Eukaryota; Metazoa; Chordata; Actinopteri; Clupeiformes; Clupeidae. The record is from RefSeq and is a predicted model, not a curated record. The transcript has 7 exons.